AUGGAGUCAACAGCUCAGCAUAUCUCACAUUUGUCAAGUGUUCAGAUUAAGGCAGAACCUGAUUCUGUUGAAACUCCUAAUGGGACCACAUUACUUGCUGUUCUUCAAGUCUUACAGAAAUACAAUCUCAAAGAAACAGAGGAUCAGUUAAAAAAAGAAGCCAAAGUUUCUGAUGUCCUUAAACAAAGGUCUGAUUCAAAAGUAAGUAGUGUUCUGUCAACCCACAAGUCUGAAGGAAAUGCCGAUUUAUAUGAAGAUGCAUUUAUGGACUUGAAAAAAUUUGUUGAUUCUUCCUUCGAUGCUUUUAAGCAUGAGCUUGGAAAGAUACUCUAUCCAGUAUUUGUACAUAUGUAUCUCGAAUUGGUUUAUAAUGGCCAUGAAGCAGAGGCCAUUAAAUUGAUGGAAAGAUUUGGGAAAGAUCAGGAACAUUAUUACAGAGAAGAUUUGCAACGGCUGUCCAUGUUUACCAAAAGAUAUCAAAUAAAUGGAAAUGAGAUUACUGAAAUUUUUAGGUCGAAUGAGUUUAUGAUAAGAAUAUCUAGAGACACUCUAGCUACAUUAAAAAGGCAUUUAUUAAAGAAAAAACAAAACAUUAUUUUAAAAAUUAUCCAAGAGCAUCUCCAUUUCGACACGUAUGAAAGAGUAGCUCGAACAAACUCUCAGAUUGAUUCAGUUGCUGGUUCAGUGAUUGGCGAAGCUACAAGGCAAGAAAAUAAAGCCAAAGUAUAUUAUGGCCUUCCAAGAGAGCCUGAUUACCAAUACACUGUCAUUGAAGAUGAUGAAGGUGGUGAUAAACCUAAGAAGAAGAAACCAAAAAAAGAAUCUCUUUUUAAUAAGAAAUUUAAAACUGAUCCUAAUGCUCCACCCAUGGAUCAAAUUCCGUUUCCUGAACUGAAGAAUAAUGACAAAACUGAAAAGAUCAAAGCAUUGAGAGAAGCUUCAAAAAUGGUGAACUUAGGAGUUGAUAGUUUACCAUCCAUUUGUUGUUAUACAUUGCUUAACUCAGCUCAGAGUGUCAUUUGUGCUGAAAUAUCAGAUGAUUCAACUAUUUUAGCAGUAGGGUUUUCUAAUAAUAAAGUGAAGGUUUGGAGUCUACUGACCCAAAAGCUCAAAGCAAUGAAGUCAGCGGACCAGUUACAAGACAUUGACUAUGAAGCAGAGAAUGUUUGGGCGCGAAUAAUGGAUGAGAGAAAUGCUGAAUCUUCCCGAGUACUUUAUGGUCAUUUGGGUCCUGUUUACAAUGUUUCUUUUAGUCCUGAUAAGACACUCUUAUUAUCAUGCUCAGAAGAUUCAACAGUUAGGCUGUGGAGCCUUCUAACAUGGACAUGUUUGGUUGCCUAUAGAGGUCAUGUUUUCCCUGUAUGGGAUGUCAAAUUUUCUCCUCAUGGUUAUUAUUUUGUCACUGCAAGUCAUGAUAAAACUGCAAGACUAUGGGCUACAGACCACCACCAGCCCCUCAGGAUAUUCUCUGGACAUUUUGCAGAUGUAGAUAAAGUCCAAUUUCAUCCAAAUUGUAACUAUGUUGCCACUGGCUCUAGUGAUAGAACUAUAAGGCUCUGGGAUUGUAUUACAGGCAACGAUGUAAGAGUAAUGACUGGUCAUAAGGCUGCCAUACUAGCUCUCAGUUUUUCUACAGAAGGAAGAUUUCUGGCUUCAGCUGGUUCAGAUAAUAGUCUGCUGUUGUGGGAUAUAGCACAUGGACACUUACUUGCUCAAAUGGUAUCUCAUUCGGGCCCUAUACAUUGUUUAUCAUUCAGCAGAGAUGGAACUAUUUUAGCCUCCGGUUCUUUGGAUUGUACUGUGAAACUAUGGGAUUUCGCAAAAUUGGUUGAAGAUGUUAAUUUAAAUCACAAUCCAGACAUAAUAAGUAAUACAGUAUCAUAUCUUUUGAGAACUUAUGCUACUAAAUCUUCACCUUUGAUUUCAUUGCAAUUUUCAAGAAGAAAUGUUCUCCUAGCUGUUGCCAUGUUUGACACAAACAUGUGA
Nezara viridula (southern green stink bug) is the source of this 1986-nucleotide messenger RNA. Lineage: Eukaryota; Metazoa; Arthropoda; Insecta; Hemiptera; Pentatomidae. The record is from the annotation of a GenBank genome assembly.